Molecule: messenger RNA, 2548 nt
Organism: Hylaeus volcanicus
Lineage: Eukaryota; Metazoa; Arthropoda; Insecta; Hymenoptera; Colletidae
Exons: 12
Coding region: 10-2547 (845 amino acids)
Biological process (GO): protein ubiquitination; Ras protein signal transduction
Cellular component (GO): cytoplasm
Molecular function (GO): zinc ion binding; ubiquitin protein ligase activity
Source: RefSeq, a predicted model, not a curated record
ACUAUAGGCAUGAUUUCUGACAAUGCGGGCUUAUGCUCUGAGCGCUACUGGUGUGGUCAUCCCUCAGUCGAAAUGGUAGAUGGACGCAUAUACUUUUACACACCAGAAGAAAGCUUAAGGAGGUUAAAGCUUUUUCGUGACAAUACUUAUUUUGCACCUAAAGUUAAUGCUGGUGCAAAACUAUCUAAAAAUUUAAAAUGGGAUAACAUCAAUGGAGAUGAUAGUAAUGGAAAAAUGACAUUGUUAUCUGAAAAGGGUGAAACACACAUAGUUGUACUCUUAGUUUCGAAUGUUCCCUAUCAUAUGUCACCCGCAGAAUUAUGUGAAUUCCUCAUGGGACAACAAGGCUGUACUUCUUGGUCUGCAAAAAAUACGGGCGUGGAACUAAUCAAGACUCUCUACAGUCCUUCAACACCUAGUUAUUUUUGCUUAUUAUUUUGUUAUGUUGAAACUGUGUAUUCAUUGUUUCAUGCUCUUUUCAAUAAACCGUAUAAUCCUCUAGAGCCCAAUAAAUGUUGCUUACAUAUUGUUGAAAAUUUAACUGCGGAACUAUCAUCUAACGAUAUUCCGUUAAAUAUGCGUUUAAUUCCCCCUCAAAAAAACUCUAAAUGUUCAUUCGACUACCACGAACCACACAUUACCGGUUUUCAUAAUACUACCACUAACGUUUUAGAAAAUUUCCAUGUGACGAAUUCUGAUAGUAAGCGUUCGCUUACAAUUCCUGACAAAACAUAUACAAUUGAUGAAUUACCCGAAUGUGCUUUAUCAGCGAACGAAUGUUCACAUAGUGAUAAAGUAACAAAUAUUCCAACUUCAUAUUCACAAAAAAGUUUAGAAUUUGUCAGUGAUAAGUUGGAAAAAAAUGAUGAAGCGUUUGAAAAUGUACAAUCACUUUAUAAUGAAUCUCAAUACUAUACCCGAUAUUUCCCAUUUUCAGAAAAUUAUAGAACAAUGUCAUACGACUGUAGUCUUAAUAAAGAAAAAAAUGAUAUUUUACAAGAAUUCAAAGAAUCACGAUGCCAAAUGACUUACAGAAGAAAGCCUUUAAUACGCUCAAAAUCGCAACCACUUUACAAAAGUUAUAGUACAAGCGAAUUUGCAAUGAAAUCUACACCCACCCGUUAUUCCAAUGAAACUUUAACGGACUUUCACAAACUAAAUUAUAAAUCUAGUUUGUUGCAAUCAGACAUAGAGCAGCUUCAAUCAGAUAACGUUUCGCAAUCAGCAAAAGAAGUUGUCGCAGAGACUUCAGCGUAUCAUUGGGUCUCCCCCUUUUUUUUGAUUAAUCGUUAUGAGUCGACUGCUUAUUGCGGAGUUUGUUUAGAAAAAAUUUUUUUAUCUUCUGCUGUAUCAGCUAUAAAUUUUCCCAAUAAUAACAAUAUCUUAAUUAAGGUUUACAAAUCUUUAACAUCUACCGUUCACACAAACCGAGUCAAGAACGUGCUUGUGAAUGUUUUAUGUGGCCACACAUUUCAUGGAGAGUGCUUGCUCAAUUGGUUUGAUGCUACCUGUCCAUAUUGUCGAUACCAACAAUAUCCGUGUAAACCUUCUAGCUGUGAUAUUUGUGGUCAAUGUCGUGAUAUUAAAAUGUGUUUGAUAUGCGGUUUUUUGGGGUGUGAUUCCAUAAACCCUUCCGACAGAAGCUUUUUUCCUACAAUGAACCGUUUUUUAGAAGAUCAUCACGGUGCUUUGUUUAGAGAAGCCACUACGUUUCACGCCUACCAGCAUUUCGUAGAUUUUCAUCAUGUGUAUGCUAUUGAAAUUGAAACUCAACGCGUCUGGGAUUUUAGUCGUAAAUUAUAUGUUCAUCGCCUUCUACAAAGUAGAACAGAUGGAAAGCUUGUUGAAUUUUGCCCUCCAACACUUAACAUACAAACAGAAACAAAAAACCUAUCUAGCUUUUCGUUAAACAAUACCCAUUCGCAACGCGAGCGGCAAUCAUGUACACCCUUUGAAGAAGGUGAUAUGACGGACGCUAAUCAUGUUAGCUAUGCUUUAUCUGAGGAUUUCAAUACUCGUCUUUCUCAGAAAUUAAAUGAACAACAAGACUAUUUUUCGGAAUUGUUACAAGAUAUGAAUAUAAUAUUUGACGAUAUAGAUAAAGAUAUUGAUACAAGGCAGAAAACGUUGAGGGAAGAAAUUCGAUCAGUCAAGCAAGAACUUCAUCACUUAAACGACAUGUUGAAACUUGAAGAAGCUAAAGAGUAUGAUUUAUUGCGAGAAAAAAAAACCUUAAUAACUGAAAAAGGAAAUUUAUUAAGUCUUAAUAAUCAACUAACUAAAAAAUUUCAGAAACUUCAAAAAGGACAUUCACAUAAUUUAGAAUGUCAAAUAAAAAAAACAAAUGAUGAUAACCAGCGCCUGCAAGAACUUAAUCUUGAAAUUCAAAGUUUGGAAUUUCAUAUCAAAACUCAAGAAGAAUUAGUUCGUACGGGUUUUAUACAACCCACUUCUUUAAUCCUUAGCUAUUCUCGAAUUAAACUAGUUUUUCCAAAAAAAAAAAAAAAAGAUUUCGUUAAUAACAUGGUAUUUAAUCCGUUUAUGUAAU